Molecule: messenger RNA, 1450 nt
Organism: Aaosphaeria arxii CBS 175.79
Lineage: Eukaryota; Fungi; Ascomycota; Dothideomycetes; Pleosporales
Exons: 3
Coding region: 342-1244 (300 amino acids)
Source: RefSeq, a predicted model, not a curated record
CUUCAAGGUCAUAUAGUUCUCUGAUCGUUGAAUCUGGGCAUUCAUAAAGGCGCUCAGGAAGGCUCUGUUUCCCAAUCUCACCACUCUCACUUAGACGCGUAAAACUAUUACCCAAGCUCUCAUUGGAUACUUGUUGUUGACGUGACGCUCGACCUCACUGUCGCCAAGACCUUCCUAGCCUCGCAGUAUAAACAGUGUGCCCCCAACCAACUUCACCUUGUUACCCACUACACUCUUUACCCACACUCCUUCUACUGUCUGCAAACCUUUCAAACCUCACAGACGCCUUCUUUCUCAACCAAUAUCCCACAUUCGUUCAACUGUUUCUCCCAACCUUCAAGAUGAAGUUCGGGAAGAUGGAAGUUAUCGCCUGUGUCUUUGGCUUCAGCGUCGUUGCUCAGUGCCACUCCGGAUACCCGUCUGCUGCGGGUGGAAACAACCAGGUGCUGGAGCUUCGUGAUGAAGCCUCUGCCUUGGACGUCCCUCCUCAUGAUACGAGCACGGUGUAUUCUGUCACGGUGAUGCCCACCAGCGAGGAGACUAUUUCAGUCCGCGAGUGCACUACCCUCCUCACCUUGGGNGGUACUCCAACUCUGCUCGUUGAUAUUUGUCCCACCUCGACUGCGAGUGACAUGGCUCCCUUGACCACGAGUGUCACCGAGCCUCUAGGAACCAUCUUUGUUACAGUGACCGACAUCACGACCGUUCACCCUGUCAAAACCAUUGAGAUUCCAAUCUCAACUAAGGUUGGGUCCGACAGCAUCACGACGGUAGUCCAUACAAGCGUUGUCAUGUCGAUUGUCACUGCUUCACCCAAAAACUCGACUGAGCCAGCAGCCUCAAUUUCUACCGGAGGUACGCCUCAGCCUACCAUGACGGGCAUGUACCCGAUCGCCAAUAUCACCCUGUCGGCCGGAAACUCCUCUGAAAGCAACGGAACCGUCAGUCUAACCCAAGUGACCGGCUACUCUCUGCCCACGACCGCAACAACAAACUCCAGCAAUGAUAAUAGCCUGUGGGAGGUAGAGACAGCCAAAAGCUCAGGCUUCGAUUUCACCCCAACCACAACCCUCCGGCCAAGCAUCAACGGUUCUGGCGUCAUCAACUCGACUGGAUCUCCAAACCACACCAAAUCCGACGAUGGCGACAAGAGGAACGCUGGUACUGGCUUGCUCAUCGGCAUUGGUUCCGCUGUGGGAUGCUUCCUCGUGUUGGGUUUCGCCAUCUUCCUUGUUGCGCUCUGAGCAGCAUCUUUUGCCAGGAUUAUCGGUGUCUGCGAUCUUUUUGCGCCCCUUCAAUGGGGUGUGAGAUACUCGAAGCAUCCGUAGCAUGGUUUUUCUUUCACUUUUGAGCCGGCGAGCUCCGGAAAUUUGUACGAUAACAUUACGAUUUGACGAUGGAUCAUGACGGAUGACAUGAUGAUAUUACUGGACAAAAACUGGUUGGUAAU